AUGCCUCAAGCCAGCCAGUUUCAGAACCUGUAUGCAAGGAAAAACAAAGCAGCACAUGAGGAAGAAAAUAGCCGUGUAAAUAUAUUUGCAGCAAAAUUUGAUAUUGAAAAGAUGAAUUUACAACACUAUACAAGUAUUUGCUGCACGUAUACUAUAGAUUCCGUACAGUUGAACAAAUUAGUGCACUUGCUGAUAUUUAUUAUGGAUAAAAUAAUAAAAUUGGAGUUGAAUAUGUUUAUUUCAUUUACUAUUCUGUUAUCUCAAAGACUCAUAAGGGAAAAGAGUUGA
Molecule: messenger RNA, 288 nt
Organism: Enterospora canceri
Lineage: Eukaryota; Fungi; Microsporidia; Enterocytozoonidae
Source: the annotation of a GenBank genome assembly